This is a messenger RNA of Pyricularia oryzae 70-15, 2222 nucleotides long. Its product is annotated as pantothenate transporter liz. The transcript has 11 exons. Gene Ontology annotation, molecular function: transmembrane transporter activity. The coding region runs from base 436 to 1980 and encodes 514 amino acids. Gene Ontology annotation, biological process: transmembrane transport. The record is from RefSeq and is a predicted model, not a curated record. Lineage: Eukaryota; Fungi; Ascomycota; Sordariomycetes; Magnaporthales; Pyriculariaceae. Gene Ontology annotation, cellular component: membrane.
CUCGCAGUUCGCUGAACGACAAAGCACGUCAACCCUCAAUCUUCCCCAGUCCCCACUCCUCCUUGAAGGGCAGUGCUCCAGUAUCAAUAACACGUUCGCCAUGCGCGCUUUCAUUGCGUUAUACACACCCAGAUAAGGGCAGGCGAAACAUUUUUGUCGGCCAAGAGAUAGCUGCAGGUGACACAGGGCUGUUUGCUAACAGAUCUGACAUUGCGGACGCUUGGAAACGGCAAAAGAUAUGGAUUGUUAUGUGAAGAGGGAUGGCCGCCUGAUAAAGAGCCGCGGUCUCCUGAAGCGGCUCUUGUGUCGAGUAUUCCUCUGCGAGAGCUGGGAAAUUCCACCUCGGAGGUUUCUAGGAUCGUUUCUUCCAGCCGCCAGAUCCAAAGCAGUGCACAACCAUCGUCUCGACGGUUCCAGCUGCAGCAUCUAGCAGACAUGGGUGUCGGAAGCGCCAUCAAGCGCAACAAGGCGGUUGCCGUGAUAAUAUCCGUGUUUGACUGGUACCCAUCCGAUUCCUCGGCAGUGGAGAGGAAACUCCUCAGAAAGUUGGAUCUCGCCAUCCUGAUAUUCGGGUCCUUGAGUUUCUUUUGCCGAUUUCUGGGACAGCAAAACAUCACCAAUGCUUACGUCUCGGGCAUGCGAGAGGACCUCAAUGCUUUUGGCAAUGAGCUCAACUACUACAAAAUGGCUUAUAACACGGCCUAUGUAUUGGGGCAAAUCCCCUUGAUGACACUGCAGACCAAGGGGAAGCUCGCCAUCUGGCUUCUCCCGACUUUGCAAAUAUCCUGGGCCAUUAUCGGCUUCUGUCAAUCCACAGUAACUCAAAACUGGCACCUUUACGUGCUGCGGGCCCUGACUGGGUUUCUGGAGGCUUCUUCUUUUGGCGGGACACAUCUGAUUUUGGGAAGCUGGUACAAGAAUGACGAGGUCUUCAAGCGCGCAGGAGUUUGGUUCAUGGGCAACUCCCUCGGCUCCAUGUUCUCGGGAUACCUUCAGGCGGCCGCCUACAAAAACCUCAACGGAGUCAUGGGUCGGGCUGGCUGGCGCUGGCUGUUCAUCAUUCACGGUGUUAUCACCCUGCCCAUCUCCUUCCUCGGAUACGCCGUCUGGCCCGGGCUGCCCAUCUCAAAGCGCCGCUGGUGGAUGACGGAAGAGGAGCACGCCCUCGCCCUCAAGCGCAUCCCCGUGGUCGAGAAGGAGGGCAUCACGUGGAAGACGUUCAAGUACACGCUCAGUCGGCCCAUGUGGUGGAUCUGCGUGCCCACCUACGUCUGCCUGGUGCUGUCCAACUACUGGACCACGUACAUGGCGCUGUGGCUUCGUGCGGAGAAGUAUCCCAUCGAGAUGGUGAACGUGCUGCCUACGUUUAUCGACCUGAUUCGCGCCUUUAGCUCGUGGCUGGGUACAACCUUGGCGGGCACGCUGAGUCUGCGAGGACUCUGGACGUUUCAGUUUACCACCAUGUUCUUUGCAUGUCUGAUGCUCUCCAUCUGGAAUAUUCCCAACGCGCUCAAGUUUGUUGCCUUUUACUUGAGUGGCUUCUCAGGCAUGGCGUCGCCGAUUCUGUACACAUGGGUAAACUUCACCCUAAAAGAAAACUACGGCGAGCGUGGCCUCAUCAUCUCGUCAAUGAUGACCAUGGGCUUCUCAACCAGCAUAUGGGUGCCUCUGUUGAUUUUCCCCGCCGUGGAAGCCCCCGAAUGGAAAAAGGGAUAUCCGGCAUCGACCGUCUUCCAGUUCCUCAUGUACAGCGGACUCAUGUUUGGCUCGUGGUACAUGGUGCGCUGGAAGACGAGGCAGCCCGACCCGGAGCGGGAGCAGCAGCAGGAGAGACGACACGAGGAGGAAGUGGAAAGCGCAGGCACCAGGACGGACGACGAUGAGAAACAUGUCGGCAGUAGCAGCGCGUUGCCCGCGGGGCCCGCCGCGGCAGUGGUGGCGCCAGCCGCCGCUGCAGACGACCAGGCUGGACGGCGAUGAAGACAUCACUCUUGUAUGGUCAGAUGCUUGCUUUCCCGUGGUACAGCGGCGGAGGAGUCACGGUCAUGUGCGGCUCAUCGGAAAGAAACCAAUGAUGCACAAUACAUCAAAUAUUGUGGCUACGCGAUCGGUUUGUACUAAAACAGUACUAGAACAGAGCGAUUGCUCAUAUGUAAGCUAGUCUAUAUAACCGAUGGAGACUGGACUAGAAAUAAAGUUUGCCACCCGUGGCGUGACGGCCG